Molecule: messenger RNA, 2039 nt
Organism: Amphibalanus amphitrite
Lineage: Eukaryota; Metazoa; Arthropoda; Thecostraca; Balanomorpha; Balanidae
Product: protein obstructor-E-like
Exons: 5
Coding region: 222-1346 (374 amino acids)
Cellular component (GO): extracellular region
Molecular function (GO): chitin binding
Source: RefSeq, a predicted model, not a curated record
CAGACACGGGGUUGUUGGUGAGGGGUUGUGUGGGUGAGGGGGUCGGCAGAUACCGGGAGAGCGGGUGGUGGCGGCGGCGGCGGCCGGUUCGCCUUGACUCGGCCGCCGUCCGCGGCGGAUCGUCUCCCGCCCGGGGCGGUGGGCCGGGGCCGGGGCCGCGCCGCCCGCCGGCCGCCACCGUCCGGCAUACGAUCGGUGGUCCCCGAGCCGCUCACUUCGCCAUGGCCUCGUGUCGUCUAGCCCUGAUCGCGCUCUGCUGCGCUGCCGUGGCGGUGCAGACACAGGCUCAGUUCUCGAACAAUCGGUUCUCCUCGCGAAGAACCAGCUCCAGCUCCUCCCCCGGAGCCAGGACUUCGGCCGAGACCCGCUCCAGCUUCAACAGCCGCAGAGGCAGCCAGCGCUCCAACCAGUUCUCCAGCCAGUCCUCGCGCGCCGGCGGCUUUAGCUCGGGACGCACCGUCUCCUCCUCGUCAUCCACGUCCUCCAACACGGGCGGCUUCGGCAGGUCCACGUUCGGCUCCAACCGGCGCGUGACCACCAACUCUCGGGCGUCCGGCGGUCGCAGCUCCCUGGGCCAGACGGGCGGCAGCGCCUCCCGCAGCAGCUCCAACAGCCUGCUGAAGCAGGAGCCCACCGUCAACUUCAACUGUCCCGAGCCCGACGGCUUCUUCGCCAACAACGAGCAGUGCGACAAGUACUUCCAGUGCACGGACGGCGUGGCCAAGGAGCACCUGUGUCCGGACGGCCUGCUCUUCCAUCCGGAGCGACCCUACCCCUGCGUCUACCCGGUGGAGGCCAGCUGCCCCCGCUCCGGCCGACUCCAGGACCCCCAGGCGACCGACGAGUGCCCGCGCCAGUUCACCACGUUCAGGUCAGCCGAUGGCGACAACUGCGCUUCCUUCACCCGCUGUGUCAACGGCCGCGCCUACCAGUCCGCCUGCAGCGACGGUCUGGCCUUCGAUGAGAACACCCUGGGCUGCCAGUUUGCCGACAUGGUCGCGGGCUGUGACGCCACAGCGUACCUGGGCUUCCAGUGUCCUCAGCGUGAGUUCACCGAGAACCAGGUGGGCGAAUUCACCAGGGAGCAGCACCCGAGUGACUGCACCAAGUUCUACGUGUGCAUCAACAAGGAGGACGGCACGGUGGCGCCGCGCCUGCAGGGCUGCCCGGAGGCGUCUGUGUUUGACCCGGUCAAACGGCAGUGCACCACCGAGCCCGAGCAGGUCCCUGGAUGCGAGAACGCGAUCCCUGAGGAGGUGCUGGCCGCCUUCCGUCAGCGAGACAGUGACGAGAAGGAGCGGCGGGCUAACCGGCUGGCCGAGCUCCGAUCCAAGCUGCAGGGCUGAGCUCCGAGCCAAGGCGGGGAGCUGAGCUCCGAGCCAAGCUGCAGGGCUGAGCUCUGAGCCACGGCGAGGGGCUGAGCUCUGAGCCACGGCGAGGGGCUGAGCUCUGAGCCACGGCGAGGGGCUGAGCUCUGAGCCAGGGCCGGGAGCUGAGCUCCGAGCCAAGGCGGGGAGCUGAGCUCUGGGCCACGGCCGGGAGCUCGCCGGGAUAAAAGGCGGUUUCGGGAGCUCGAAGCCGAUCAAAAGGAGCUCCGAGGGCGGCAUGUCAGCAUCAAAACAAAAGAAAGAAAAGGGCAGUCAUGGCAGCUUUUUAUUGUCCUGUAGAACUGUACGACAACCUAAUAGAACUGCGCCAUAGGAUAAUCAACGGACGUUAGUAGACAAACAGUGCCGUAGUCGAGCCUCUGUGUGUGUAUUUUCUAAGACAUUGGAAAACAAAUUUCGGGGAAAUUAUUACAUAAAGGAUCGUUUGAGACCAUGUUGUCGCUCGUUUUAUGGCACAAUAAGUUAUGAAUUUUACGAAAAGGAAAUAUUAAUGAGGUGCUCAUUUUGAGUUCAUUUUUCAUUAUUCACUCACGUAGGAACCAAGACUAUCCUACCGAUUUCAACUCAUUUACAUAUGUUAAUGGGCAUGAAAUAUAUGCUACCCCUUCACGUUUCAGCAGGAUGUGUGAAUAAAAUUGGUUGGUAUGCAUA